AUGGCGGACUUCAGUGCCUUGAGUGAGCUGAAGAACCAGCAACGGCCAGUCCGUCGCAAUGACAAGACAUACAGCAAGAAGAAGGCCCAGACCGCGGAGAGACGGGCAAUGCAUUUUGAUCUCUUCGGCGGUGGGAGAGAUGAGAACGACAUUGCUAAUAAGAUGGAGAAACUAUCAAUUCAUCACGAUGUUAGAGAGACGCCUGUGCGACCGCUACCCGAACCAACUCCUUCUUUUGAGCAGAGACCAACUGAACAUCACCCCCGGCCUCGAGGACGUCGGAAAGAUGCUUCAUCCAGGAAAAUGGCGGUAUGUCUCUACGGUUUCAUUGGCCAACUCCAGGAAAUUGACCACCACUUGCAGAACCUCACACCACAAGACCUCCAACAACUCGAACCUCUACUGUCACUAAUCGAACAACAAGGAGUCAAAGAUUUCCAGGAAUUUGGUCGAAGCAUUGGCAAGAAAUACCUGUGCGAAAAGCUCGGUGAGGGAUCAUAUGCCGACGUCUUCAAACUUCAACCAAAAGACUUCACAGAGGCCGAGGAUUUGGAGAAACGAGGCGGUCUCAUCGUCAAAAUCAUCCCCUUCAAGCUCACACCAGAGACCCAAAAUGACAUCGCUGACAUGGAAUCAAUAACCCGAGAAGUCCGACUCAUGCAGUCAGUCGACGCUUUGCAUGGAUUUGUUCGCUGCCGGGGCAUCCACAUUGUCAGCGGCAAGUACCCAGACGUCCUCCUCGAAGCGUUUGACGCAUUCAAAGCAACAAGACCGGUUUCCGCCGCCCAUUCCAACCCGUUGAAGGAUUUUUCUCCACAACAGCUCUAUGCCAUUAUGGAAAUGAACGACGCCGGAAAGCCAAUCUAUCGCCUCAAAACUCUGUCAGCAUUUCAGGUGUAUGAUAUAUUCUGGAAAACGGCCAUGACCCUCGCUCUCGCGGAGAGAGAAAUCGAGUUCGAACACCGAGACAUGCACAAUGGAAACAUCUGCUUCAAGCCUCUAACCAAAGACGGCCCGAUUGAUGCAGCACAAAACCUCAUUGAAGACAUGAACAAGAGGCCAGAAGUCGUCUUGGGAAUGUCAAAUCUGCAAAUCACUGUCAUCGACUACACUCUGUCGCGAGCCAAGCUCGGUGACGGGAGUAAAAGCGGCCUCAUCGUCUUCGACCCGAUGUUGUUUUGGGAGACGGACUCAUACGUAGCACAAACCGAGGAAGAUAAACGGCAGUGGGGGACGUACCGCCGAGCCCGAGAGUGGGCCAAGCUGGUUGAGUCCGAAGUGGAAGAAAAUGCCAGACUUGAUGGACUUGAAUAUGAGGCAAGGAACAAGUACGAGAGGUUCCUGCCAAAAUCCAACCUGUUCUGGCUCGGAUACCUGCUGGCGGAUAUGCUGAGGAGGACCCCUGCUGGCAGGGGGGCCAGCCUGCCAGGCAGCAGCAGGGCAGCAAAGAACCUGCAGUUGGAGCUGUGGGCCACGUUGGCUGAGGUGUCAACUUACCUCAACAACGUCCAACCGACGUUGUUACCGGUGGGUGCGGACGGCCUCGUCACAGCGGCGGUGGUGAGGGGCUGGCUGGCGCCAGCUGACAUGGCGGCCUUUAAAGCCCAGAUGGAAGAAUAG
This is a messenger RNA of Cladophialophora psammophila CBS 110553, 1620 nucleotides long. RefSeq names its product HASPIN protein kinase. The record is from RefSeq and is a predicted model, not a curated record. Lineage: Eukaryota; Fungi; Ascomycota; Eurotiomycetes; Chaetothyriales; Herpotrichiellaceae. The transcript has a single exon. Gene Ontology annotation, molecular function: histone H3T3 kinase activity; ATP binding. Gene Ontology annotation, biological process: mitotic cell cycle; protein phosphorylation; intracellular signal transduction. Bases 1 to 1620 code for a protein of 539 amino acids. Gene Ontology annotation, cellular component: cytoplasm; nucleus.